This is a messenger RNA of Numida meleagris (helmeted guineafowl), 2838 nucleotides long. Its product is annotated as E3 ubiquitin-protein ligase TRIM39-like. The coding region runs from base 915 to 2402 and encodes 495 amino acids. The record is from RefSeq and is a predicted model, not a curated record. Lineage: Eukaryota; Metazoa; Chordata; Aves; Galliformes; Numididae. Gene Ontology annotation, molecular function: protein binding; zinc ion binding. The transcript has 7 exons.
UUAAUUUUCCCGCUUUUAAAUGUUCCCUUUUCGUCCAUUUCUUCCCACUUUUCCCCUCUUUUCCCCAGCCCUGCAGCACUGCUGGGCAGUUCCCUGCUGUUCCCAUAGGGAUGGAUUCUUUUUCCCAGUGCAGCUCUUCCCCGUGGAUUCGCGAAUCCCCAGAACCUGUAAUUACCGGGAUAAUUAACAAAACAACUAGGCGGAAUGAUUAGCACCUCUUUCCAGGACCACCGUGAAGUAGUGCUCUCUAAUGGCCCUUUACAUGGGCCCGGCUAGCUCAGUCGGUAGAGCAUGAGACUCUUAAUCUCAGGGUCGUGGGUUCGAGCCCCACGUUGGGCGCUUCAAUUAUUCUUUUUUUACUCUCAUAUUUUCUGAUUCCACACCCUCAUCCUUCCCCCCGCCGACACCAAAACCCGCUCAUGACCGCGGCUCUGAGCGAUGGUAUUAAAACCCCCCUCAGUUUAGUAAGCAGCGUUAUAUCUAGCACAACAGCGUGCAGUGCACUUUUCUAUCUCAAUGCAUUUUUAUAUUUCAACAUAUUUGUGUAUUUUUUUCCAAUAUACAUCUAUAUUCCAUCCCAGCAAGGAGACCCCGAUGAGUUUUCUUUGGAAGUUCCUUACAAUCAUCGCACAGAGGGGAGAAAUCACCUUCCCUCCUCUGCUUGCUGCUUGAGGAGAGGAAAAAACCUGACAUUUCCCCCAAGUUUUCCCCAAAUCCACCCAGUUUGGUGGCCCCGUGAUGGAGAGCUGCAAGCUGGUCCCAGUCCUACCAGCUCAUCCCCUAUGGGCUGAGAUCACCCAGCCCCGCUUGGCUCAGGUUCAGCCUUCGGGGCCGCAUUUCCCCUAUCAGCCAGGAGAUAAGGAGCAGGAAAGCUCCCUUAUUCCCUCCGCGGAUCGGAACCCAGCAGGAAGCCCAUGGCCACGCGGAGCCCCUUGGACAACCUGCAGAGCGAAGCCUCCUGCUCCAUCUGCUUGGGUUACUUCCAGGAUCCCGUCUCCAUCCCCUGCGGCCACAAUUUCUGCCGGGAGUGCAUCACCCGCUGCUGGGAAGGGCUGGAGGGCAACUUCCCCUGUCCCCAGUGCAGGAAAACGGCAUCGCACAAAAACUUCCGUCCCAGCAGAGAGCUGGCGAAUAUCGCCGGCAUCGCCCGGCAGCUGAGCUUGCACGCUUCAGAUUGGUGCAAGCAGCACCGUGAGGCUCUGAAGCUCUUCUGCAAAGAGGACCAAGAGCCCAUCUGCGCGCUCUGCGAUGCGUCCCAGGCGCACCGCUCCCACACCGUGCUCCCUGCCCACCAGGCGGCCCAGGAGUACAAGGAGGAAAUCCAGGCUCGCCUCCAGGCUUCAAAGGAGGAGAGGGAAAAAUACCUGGAAAGCAGAAAAGCUGGCGGAAGGACGAGCUUGUACUUGGAGAAAACCAAGAAGGAAGGGAAGAGGAUAGUGUGUGAAUUCGAGCAGUUGCAGCGAUUUCUGAAGGAGCAGGAGCGCUUCCUCCUGGUCCAGCUGGCAGAACUGGACCAAGCCAUCACCAAAGUGCAGGAGGAUGCGGUGACGAAGGUGUUGGAGGAGACGUCCCACCUCGACACCCUGAUCUGGGAGAUGGAGGGCAAGUUCCAGCAGCCCGACAGCAAAUUCCUGCUGGACAUCAGGAAGCUCCUGAAUAGCUGCGAGGUGAUGAAGUUCAACCCUCCGGCAGAGAUUUCCCCCAAUCUGGAAAGAAGACUGGAGGACUUUCUCCAGAAGAACGUCCUGGUGAGAUGCACGCUGCAGAAGUGCCAAGACAGCCUGCUGUUUCAGUUGCAAGAGCCAGCCAACGUCACCAUGGACCCCAGCACCGCUCACCCCAACCUCCAUCUCUCCGAAGACCGAAAGCAAGCCCGGGGCCAACUGGUGCCGCAGGACCUCCCGGAGAACCCCGAGAGGUUCAGCUUCGAGCCCUGCGUGCUGGGCUGCCAGGGCUUCACCUCGGGGAGGCAUUUCUGGGAGGUGGAGGUGGGACAAGGGGGUGUGUGGGCCCUGGGGGUGGCCCGAGCUUCGAUGAAGAGGAAGGGACCCAUGAGCUUCACCCCCAAAGAGGGCGUCUGGGCGCUGGAGGCCUAUCACUCCCUUACGUCCCCCCGUGCCAACCUACGUCGGAAUGCUCUGCCCAGGAGGAUUCGGGUCUCCCUGGACUACGAAGGGGGUCGUGUGGCGUUUUUCAGCUUGGAUGACGACGCUCCCAUCUUGGUGUACACCAGAGCUUUGUUCAAUGGGGAGAGGGUCCUCCCUUGGUUCAAGAUAGGGAUGGGGGCUCGCUUGCAAGAAAUCACCCAAAAUUCCUCCUCAGAGGACCAGACCACGAGCGGGCAGCUGAUGUCCCAUCUGGACUGGGUUGGGUUCAGAUCUCCCCUAAAGAUCUGUCCUUGAGGUGUCCUCUAGCGACAGGGACAUCGGAAGGGACGUGUGCUGUGGCUGCUUGGAGCAUCGUGCCGAGGGGACUCGCUGUUCUGCCCCAUGGCUGUCCCCUUUGGGAGCUUUGGGGUGGUCCCUCUGCAGAAUGGGGAAACCACCAGAGAGCAGUGGGGAGUUGGAAGGAGAGGGACAAAGGGGCUGAUGGAGAAUGGAGAGCACUCGAGGAUUCAGAACGCGGCCUUCCUUUGUUUAUUUUGCCUUUAACAGAUCGAAUCCUCCUCUUUAUACAUCCAUCUGUUUUCUAUCUGACAUCAAUCACGAAGCAGAUCCGGAGCGUUCUGCAAAGGGACGUGGCCUUUCACUGUGAACAGCAACACCUGGUGUGGGGAGCUGGCCUCUGCCUGCAUUUCUGAUAUUUAAUUUAAAUUAAAAAUGUGUUCUGUGCACACCA